AUGGCACCCACGUGGGCCGGGCUCGACCUGUUUGCCGGGCCCUGGAGACCACAUUGGCGCAGCCACCUGGUCGAGGUGCGCGAAAGGCAAGAGAUACCCAACACGGGCUAUCCUUCGGUGGAGGUGUUUUUUUCGACACGGGGACCUUGCCGUCACAUGGUCGAUCGGCAGGGUCGGCGGAUUUUGCAUGAUUGCGGUGAGGCAUUCCGCUUCCGCUCCCGCGGAGUGGCAUUUGGAUGGCAUUGCUCCAGGCAUGGCCCACGGCUGCCUGUGCGCUCUGCUGCGAAGGGCCGUCUUGGCAAAAGACUCACUCCCUGCCGCGAGGGCAUCGCUUGGUCCAUUCUGGUCGCGAAUGGACUGCACUUCGUGAAGGUCUCCGUUGCUGGCCUACCCUCUACAAGAAAUGAUGGGUGCUCCCUGAAUGGUCGUCGAUUGCCUCAGCGAUACAACAUUGACAGGGCCUGGCGGAAGCAAAGAGGAGCCUUCGACAAUGCGGUCGAGGCGAUUGCCUUCACGAGAGUCAUCACAUUGACCGUCGGACGCCGUUGCGCCGGGCCCGAGAAGCUGAUGUUCUUGCAGAUGUCCAGUCCCGGAAACCCAUCCUGUUGGACAGCUGGCCGCAGCUGGCACCACUGCUGUGCUGUGGGUGCAGGCUGCUUUGACACAGGUGCUGAUCCGACCUUCGAAGCCUGCUGCCGCCAGACCUUCGAGUUCCAGGCACCCACUGCCGGUGUGGUGGCUGCAGUGCAGCUAAGGCCAAGUCACCUUCACCCUGCAUCCUUGCAAGCCAUGGAUCCGAAGAGCCAGCAUUCACCGAAUGCGGGUUUCUUCCGGUGCUUCGGCCUCGCCUCAAACUUCUUCAACCAGAAGCCGGAGCUGCCGCCCUGGCCUGCGCCGCAGCGCUGUCCCGGAGGAUUGGACAUUUUCCCCAUCGCUAUUGGCAUCGCAGACGAGCUCAUAGUGCCAUGCAUUUCAGUCAAGAGCUUCGACUAUGCUUUGGCAUGGCCUGGUGAUCGCAGCACUUACACGUUCAAUUCGCAAAGCCGCGAUGACACCGCUGGAUACCACGAGCAUCUUCGGCAGGCCUGGUUCGCCAUCACUCGGCCGAAGGGCGGGUGGGACUGCCUUCGCCACUAUGAGAUACUAGCCGCAGGAUCUUUGCCGUAUUUCGUGGACUUGGCAAGGGCCCCAUCUCGUCAAAUUCCGUUCUUGCCAAUCCACCUACUCCGAGUUGCAAAGACCUUGCCGGGAGUUUAUGAGGGGCGCUUGGACCCAACGGCCUUCAACAUCCGCGAGUACGUCGAGGCAGCUGCCGCUCUUCUCCGGUACACCAAACAUCGCCUUGCAGCUUCCAAGCUUGCAGAAUAUUUGCUGAGCCAUCUGCAGAUGAAGCGCGGCUCUGUGCUCUUCCUUUUGCCUCCAAAGGGUUUCCAAAGAGGAGGCUAUGUUUCGCGAAACAUGUUCUACGGUUUGCGAAAGAUUCUGGGGCCUGCAAGUGUUGUUGACUAUCCCCACUUCGCGGAGAUGUAUGCGGCUCACGGAAGGACCGACAUGUCGACCACCGGGCUGCUUGACACCCCGGUCGUGCGAUGGAAUUCUAGCCAAGUGGAAGAUCGGCUCAGAUCACGUGGGUUUGGUGCCGUAAUCUACAGCAACGCGCGAGCCCCUUUGCCGUUUUGGGAGCUCGUGGCGUCACUGUAUGCUCCGGAGGAGGUCGCUUUCCUGGAUGGAUUCGACCAUACAAAUGGCUCCACGAUUCUACGUCUGGCGCCAUAUGGCAGGUAUUUCGUCCGUGAAAUGGAAGGUUGCCCAACGGGGCCCCAUGCAGUCAAAAUUGAUGGCGAGGCCAGCGCGGCGGAGAAGUUGCGCAGACUCUUCGCAGUUGCUUGCUUCGUGUUUCUCGAAGAAGCGAUUGCAGCCACCGGAGCCGGCGUUGUGCUGCCGCCAACGCUGUUAGGCAUGUUCGGUCUUUUUGCGGUCCUGCUUUGCCUUGACAGUCUUGGCUGUGGCUACACAGCAGAUUCUUUGUUCCAGUUCUUAGCUCCAGGCUACAGAUUUCUGUUGAAGUGGGCUCCCGUCUUUUUUACACCUGCAUUGGUCAAACUUCCGCUUGUCGAGGAACCAGUUUCGGGUAGCGAGCUCUUUCGCGUCGCCCUCCUCAUCGCAUGCGGAGGCGUGCUGCAGAUGGGCUUUGUGGCCGUAGUUGCCAUAUCCAUCGCGUCGCAGCAGUCCAGCGAUAUGCCGAAGGGCGAAGUGGUGAAUGCAUUGCCAGGGAUGACUCCAACAAAUGGACGGGAAGCAUACCCCAGACCUGGCAGGCCCUUCAAGAGGCGAUGGCUGCCGGUCUACGGAAUCAUCAUGCUAGCGGCAAUUCUUUGCCUAAAACGUGGCCGUGCGUGUCAGACAGUGGAGGUUUCCUUCAUGCUCUGCGCAUCAUUGUUGUCCUUCGUUCUAGGUAACUCUGCGCCACCAGCCUUCAGGGCCAUUCUUCACCCGAUCUUCGCAGGUGUUCUCGGCUCAUGGCUGGCCAUCGCACUCUGGGCGUCGCAGGACGAAUCACGUUCCUUUCACGAGGUCUUGGUGACCUAUUCGUCUCCAGCCGGAGCUGGCCCACUAAUGUCCAGAUUGUUGAACCCACUGGUAAUUGCUCUCGCACUGCUGCUGUUCGAGCGCCGGAGGCUCUUGCAGCGCGACAGUGCGCUCAUCAUAGCAACCUCUAUGCUUGCUGCGGCUUUUGGCCUGUUUGGCACAGCCGUAAUCGCGCGGAUGUUGCAGCUGCCGAAGGCCUUGGCUGCAGCGUCUGUGUCGCGCUAUUGCACAGCACCCUUGGCAUUGGCAGUAUCUUCCUCGUUGCACUCGUCAGCACCACUCACCGUGGCCAUGGUCGUGGCAUCAGGCUUUCUUGGGAUUUUCGUGGCCAGGCCUUUGCUAAGAUGGCUAGGGGUGGAUGGCUCGAGAGAGCGUGGACUGGCAAUCGGAGCAGUGUCGCAUGUGCUCGGCACAGUGACCUUGGCUUCUUGGGACGAGACAACCGCAGUACCAUACUGCGCAUUAUGUUUCGUCCUGUCCAGCGGUUUCGCUGCAGCUCUUGCUGCUAUACCGCCGGUGCAAGUCGCAUUGCUGUGGGUCUUGCCUUCUUGA
Symbiodinium sp. CCMP2592 is the source of this 3141-nucleotide messenger RNA. Lineage: Eukaryota; Dinophyceae; Suessiales; Symbiodiniaceae. The record is from the annotation of a GenBank genome assembly.